Molecule: messenger RNA, 639 nt
Organism: Lathyrus oleraceus (garden pea)
Lineage: Eukaryota; Viridiplantae; Streptophyta; Magnoliopsida; Fabales; Fabaceae
Exons: 1
Coding region: 108-419 (103 amino acids)
Source: RefSeq, a predicted model, not a curated record
CAACGGAAACCCACCUAAUUCAGCAACUUGUUCUUCUAGUACUAUUUCUGUAUAUAUAGGAUUCAAAUUCUGUUCUAAACAUUUACAGGAACAAUAAUAAAAGCGUUAUGGAAGGUCUUCUACCUCUUGUAUUAAAAGCAGUCAAGAAAAACAGGACAAGAAGACAAUACGAGUGUCUUUCAUCAGGAACCUACAACAUCAGUAUGUCGGAGAUCUAUCCUCAAAAUCAACAACUCCAUGAUCAAAUUCAAAGACCUAAUUCAGACAAAAAUAUUGGUCACCGGAGAUGCAAAACUGUGGGUAAUGGCUUCCAGUUUCCCGAUCAGAUAAGAUCUGGUUCUGUUUCUGUUUCUCCGCCAAAAAAAAUUGAUAGGUCUAGAAGUCAUAGAAUGUUUUCUUGUAUCACUGGUCGGUUCUGAAGGUGCGCACACAGAAAAUUUAAUAUUAUUGUAUGCUUUUUUUUUGUUCAUGUAAAUAUUUGUAUUUAUCUUGAGAUUGUAAAAAUUAGAGUGAAAUGAUUUGGACCAUCCUAGAGUAAAAGUUUCUGAUUUUCAGAGCCAGGCAAAUACAGGGUAGGUUUGUUUGCAUUCACUGUUCACAGAACACAAGAGUGAUGAUGAUUUGACUUGUCGUUUUAGA